GAGAUGUGGUUAAGUUACUUGCAGCCUUGGAGGUAUGCUCCAGAAAAGCCGCCACAGAGUGCAGAGCCCUCGCCUCGCAGCGUGUCGGAGAAAUGGGCUGCCUUCAUUCAAGAUAACCUGCUCAUGUAUACCAAGCUGUUUGUAGGAUUUCUGAACAGAGCUCUUCGAACAGACUUGGUCAGUCCAAAAAACGCUCUCAUGGUGUUCCGAGUAGCCAAGGUCUUUGCUCAGCCCAAUCUCGCUGAAAUGAUCCUGAAAGGAGAACAGUUAUUCCUGGAACCGGAACUUGUUAUGCCCCACCGUCAACACCGACUUUUUAUGACCCCCACGCUUGGUGGGAGCUUCUUAUCAUCGUGGCCUCCAACUAUUACCGAUGCCUCGUUUAAAGUGAAGAGCCACGUUUACAGCCUGGAAGGGCAGGACUUUCAGUAUAAACAGAUGUUUGGCACAGAAGUCAGAAAUUUGGUGUUAAAACUGGCUCAGUUAAUUUGCCAGGCGCAGCAGACAGCAAAAUCCAUAUCGGACCACUCCACAGAGACAACGGCUAGCCAGUCCUUCUUCUCAUGGUUCAGAUUUACACCGUCCGAGAUGAACGGUUCCUACACAGGCAAUGACCUUGAUGAAGUUGGGCAAGACAGCAUCAAAAAAACAGAUGAAUAUUUAGAGAAGGCACUGGAAUACUUGUGCCAAAUCUUUAAGCUGAAUGAAGCCCAGCUGACCCAGAUGAUGAUGAAGUGUGGAACAGCUCAAGACGAGAACAGAAAAAAACAGCUUCCAGACUGCAUUGAAAGUGAGGAUGGGCUCAUUCUUACACCCCUUGGCAGGUACCAGAUCAUGAACGGCUUACGUAGAUUUGAGGUGCAUUACCAAGAUGAUACUGAGCUUCAGCUCAUCCGAAGCUAUGAAAAUGCCACUCUGGUCCGCCUCCUGUUUCGUUUAUCCUCAGCGCUUAACGAAAGGUUCGCCCAUCAGAUGGAUGUGCUUUGCUCCAGGGAAGAUUUCCUUGGCAGACUUUGUCGCUAUCAUCUGACCAACCCCCAACUGAUACGGAGAAUCAGGUACAGUCCCAGGGUGAAAAACAGAACCAGCCACAACUGGGGACCAAGAAUCAGUCUGAGGUUUCUGGCUAGCUACAGGACUCUGUUUUCUUUGCUGAUGAUCUACUUCAUUGCAUCCUGGUUUUACGUUGGGCCAGUGGGCUGCACAUUCAUUAUCCUCAUCGGAUAUUUUCUGUAUGCUGUAAUAAUGACUUUUUUCUUUGAAGGAUGGAAACCACAUGAACACUAA
Eurypyga helias (sunbittern) is the source of this 1287-nucleotide messenger RNA. RefSeq names its product sphingomyelin phosphodiesterase 4-like. The transcript has 7 exons. The record is from RefSeq and is a predicted model, not a curated record. Lineage: Eukaryota; Metazoa; Chordata; Aves; Eurypygiformes; Eurypygidae. Gene Ontology annotation, biological process: ceramide biosynthetic process; glycerophospholipid catabolic process; sphingomyelin catabolic process. Bases 4 to 1287 code for a protein of 427 amino acids. Gene Ontology annotation, molecular function: sphingomyelin phosphodiesterase D activity.